Bradysia coprophila is the source of this 553-nucleotide messenger RNA. RefSeq lists its product as uncharacterized. Lineage: Eukaryota; Metazoa; Arthropoda; Insecta; Diptera; Sciaridae. The record is from RefSeq and is a predicted model, not a curated record.
GAUUUCCCAGUUGACAUUGACAUUUCUCGCACUGAAAAUAAAUAAAUAAAACAAAAAUUGUUGUCGUUUCUCGUGCAUUGUAAAGAAAUAGAAUUAAUUAAUCGAAUUAUGAAUUCGGAGACGAUAAAAGGACGGCUGAGUCAACACGUCAAAAGACGAUUACAGAGUCAGGAAUCAAUCGAAAAUAAAAUACAUCCGAAUCAAAUACAACCGAGCGCUGCAACAACAGUGAUACGGAAUCAAGUCAUUAUCAAGCAGGAAGACGAGUCUGAAAGUACGGUGAAAUCGGUGAAAAAACGCAAAAUGACCAAAAAAUCCUCGUCGCACAGUGUUGAGUCGAAUCCGGAUGAAGAUGAGAAAUGUGACAAUCGUAGUGACAAGGUGGACACCAGUUUAGACAUUCUGACAUUGAUAUUAAACCAUAAAAAAUCAGAGUUUUUGAGAAAUCCUGAAAUCGUUCAAUUGUUAUGUGAUAUCAAUAAGAAGAAGAGUACGACACUAGAUGAUCUUAUUCAGAGCCAAUAAACUAAGCAUUUUUAUUUUUCAUAAAUUG